AGACAUGGAUUUAGAUGCCAUUACAAAAUACUCUGCAUUACACGCCAAGCCCAGUGGACUCAUUCUUCAAUAUGGGACUGCUGGAUUUCGAACAAAGGCAGAACAUCUUGAUCAUGUCAUGUUUCGCAUGGGAUUACUGGCUGUCCUGAGGUCAAAACAGACAAAAUCUACGAUAGGAGUCAUGGUAACAGCAUCACACAAUCCUGAGGAAGACAAUGGUGUAAAAUUGAUCGAUCCUCUGGGUGAAAUGUUGGCACCAUCCUGGGAGGAACAUGCUACCUGUUUGGCCAACAUUGAGGAGCAGGAUAUGCAGAGAGUGCUGAUUGACAUCGGUGAGAAGGAAGCAGUGAAUUUCCAACAAGAUGCUUUCGUCGUUAUCGGUAGAGAUACCAGGCCAAGCAGUGAGAAACUUUCACAGUCUGUUAUAGAUGGCGUGACUGUCUUGGGAGGUCAAUUCCAUGAUUAUGGCAUGUUAACCACACCCCAGCUGCACUACAUGGUGUACUGUCGAAAUACCAGUGACCAGUAUGGAAAGGCAACUAUAGAAGGUUACUACCAGAAACACUCUAAGGCUUUUGUGGAACUUACCAAACAGGCUUCCUGCAGUGGAGAUGAAAAUAGAACACUUAAAAUCGACUGUGCAAAUGGUAUUGGGGCCCUAAAGCUAAGAGAAAUGGAACACUACUUCUCACAGAGCCUGUCAGUUCACCUAUUUAAUGAUGGGACCAAAGGGAAACUCAAUCAUUUAUGUGGGGCUGAUUUUGUGAAAAGUCAUCAGAAACCUCCUGAAGGAAUGGAAAUGAAGUCCAAUGAAAGAUGCUGUUCCUUUGAUGGGGAUGCAGACAGAAUUGUUUAUUACUACCAAGAUGCUGACGGUCACUUUCAUCUUAUAGAUGGAGACAAAAUAGCAACACUAAUUAGCAGCUUUCUUAAAGAGCUUCUAUUGGAGGUUGGAGAAAGUUUGAGUAUUGGUGUUGUACAAACUGCAUAUGCAAAUGGAAAUUCAACACGGUAUCUUGAAGAAGUUAUGAAGGUACCCGUCUACUGUACUAAAACUGGUGUGAAACAUUUGCACCACAAGGCUCAAGAGUUUGACAUUGGAGUUUAUUUUGAAGCAAAUGGGCAUGGCACAGUGUUGUUUAGUAAAUUUGCUGAAAUGAAGAUAAGACAACUAGCAAAAGAACUAGAGGAUAACAAAAGGAAAGCUGCUAAGAUGCUUGAAAACAUUUUUGACUUGUUUAACCAGGCAACUGGUGAUGCUAUUUCUGACAUGCUUGUGAUUGAAGCAAUUUUAGCUUUGAAGGGCUUGACUGUACAACAGUGGGAUGCUCUCUAUACGGAUAUUCCAAACAGACAACUCAAAGUUAAGGUUGCAGACAGGCAAGUUAUUAGUACCACUGAUGCUGAAAGACAAGCAGUUACACCUCCAGGACUACAGGAGGCAAUCAACGGCCUGGUGAAAAAGUACAGGCUUUCGCGAGCUUUCGUUCGGCCCUCUGGAACAGAAGAUGUAGUCCGAGUAUAUGCAGAAGCAGAUUCCCAAGAAAGUGCAAAUAGCCUUGCAUAUGAAGUAAGCUUGGCAGUAUUUCAGCUGGCUGGAGGAAUUGGAGAAAGACCCCAGCCACGUUUCUGA
Molecule: messenger RNA, 1633 nt
Organism: Orycteropus afer afer
Lineage: Eukaryota; Metazoa; Chordata; Mammalia; Tubulidentata; Orycteropodidae
Gene: PGM3
Product: phosphoglucomutase 3
Biological process (GO): hemopoiesis; carbohydrate metabolic process; UDP-N-acetylglucosamine biosynthetic process
Molecular function (GO): phosphoacetylglucosamine mutase activity; magnesium ion binding
Source: RefSeq, a predicted model, not a curated record